AUGCGUCUUUCAUCUUCUUUGAUUGCCCUGGUGGCAUUGGCCGGCCAAGCACUUGCUUUGCCUUUCAAUGAGUUGGCUGAGCGUGAUACUGGACUUGAUGUCAAGCUCAUCCCCAUUGGAAACACCCGUGUGAAGGCAAUCAUCACCAACAAUGCUGACCAUGAGAUGUCCUUUGUGAAGUAUAAUACCUUAUUUGACUCCUCGCCAGUGCGCAAGGUCCAGAUCUCUAAGGAUGGCUCUAUCAUUCCUUUCAAGGGCAUCCACCUCUACUAUGACAUUGACAACCUUCCGAAGGAGGCUUACAAGACUUUGGCUCCGGGUGCCAGUGCUGAAGCUGAAUUUGACAUUGCUGAGACAUCUGACCUCUCCGCCGGUGGCUCUUUUAAGAUCUCUGCUGAAGGCAGCAUUCCUGUCAUUGAUGGCCAGGGCACUAAGCCCACCAGCUCGAUUCGUUUUAAGGCCAAUACCUUGACCAUGGAUAUUGAUGGUGAAAUGGCUUCCAGAGUCGCUAGCGCCAUCCCAGAGCUUAACAAGCGCACCCGUGUUGACAACCAGACCUGUACUGGUCAAUACGCCCAACUCCUGCAAGGCGGUCUUCGCACCUGUGCCACCUAUGCCCAGCGUGCUGCCCAGGCAGCUUCCGGGGGGAAUGCUCAGAAGUUCCAGGAAUACUUCAAGACCACCAAUCAACAGACGCGCCAGAAUGUUGCCCGCCGCUUCCAGGCCAUUGCCCAGGAAUGUAGCUCUGCCAACCAGGGCCGCACGAUCUAUUUCUGCCAGGAUGUCUACGGCUACUGCCAGGGUGCCAUUGCUUACACUGUCCCAGACCGCAGCCAUGUUGUCAACUGCCCAGCCUACUGGAGUCUGCCUCCUGUUCUCAACCGCGGUCUUGGCCCUGACCAUGGCUAUGUUAUUGUUCACGAGUUCACUCAUGCUCCUAGUGUUUUCAGCCCUGGCACUGUCGACCAUGCUUACGGAUAUGAGCAAUGCAGGAGACUUAAUGCCCAGCAGUCUCUUAACAAUGCUGACAGCUACUCUCUCUUUGCUGCUGAUGUCUCUCGCAACUAA
Coccidioides posadasii C735 delta SOWgp is the source of this 1068-nucleotide messenger RNA. It is a transcript of the gene MEP6, whose product is annotated as Neutral protease 2 mep6. The record is from RefSeq and is a predicted model, not a curated record. Gene Ontology annotation, molecular function: metalloendopeptidase activity. NCBI's taxonomy places the organism in Eukaryota, Fungi, Ascomycota, Eurotiomycetes, Onygenales, Onygenaceae. Gene Ontology annotation, biological process: proteolysis.